AUGUCAUCUUCUUCUUCACAUGAAAUUGUCCUCACUAGCUCUCCUGAUGGCCCCAUUAUCGCCUAUGAUGCAUCCUCAGGUGCUCUUCUAGCCCACUUCACCGGCACCCAAACACCUCGUCAAGGCCUCACCCUUGUGGGAAACAGCACUUUGAUUGCUGCCUCUCAUAUCUCCUCAGCCACAGGUUCUGGUUCCAUUCACCUCUACAACUGGUGGUCUUCAACUGUUUUCCACCACCUUCCUCUCCCUGAACCUGUUGCUCCCCUCAUUGCCUCUCUUGAUGGUUUCUAUCUCUUUGCUGGUGGCCUUUCAGGUAAUAUCCAUGUGCUCUCACUCCCCUCAGCUUCAGGGAACGUACUCAAAGCAUUUCCUGCUCACCACAGUCCUGUAUCUUGCCUCAAAAUCAGUGAUGAUGGAUCACUUCUCAUUUCAGGUGGUGAUGAUGGUACCGUGGUUGUUAUCCCAAUCUCUCAACUUAUAGGGGCCUCCUCAUCAACAGAUGAGAAUGCAAGCAACUUCAUAUUGCACAGGUUUGUUGCACAUGCUGAUUCAGUGACAGCCAUUACUUGUGGAAUUGGACUCUGCAACUCUACAAUUAUAAUUUCCUGCUCACUGGAUUGUACAUGUAAGUUUUGGAAUCUUUUACUCGGGACACACCUGCGGACAGUGGAAUUCCCAUGCACAGUUUUUGGGGUUGCACUAGACCCGACAGAGUCGGAGUUCUAUGUUGCAGGAUCAGAGGGUUUUAUUUACAAGGGAACAAUGAAGGUUGAAAGCAAACAGCUUGUAAGCCAAGGGCUUCAACUUGUGAAAUGGGCUCAAAAGCAUGGUGGGGCAAUCAUGUCUUUGGUGAUGAUGAAUGAGGGGCAGAAUUUGAUUUCUGCUGCAGAAGAUGGAAGCGUUUGGGUUUGGGAAGCCGUAACAGGACAGGUCAUUAUGACUCUUCAAAAUGAAAUGGGAAGCAUUAGUCAUAUGGUGGUGGCCACUGGGCGUGGUGCUAGAAUGGAUAGUAGUGGAAGUAAUGAAUCAACUGGGAAUUGGAGUCUCGGUUUAUCUGGGACUGGUAGAGAGUUGAGUUUGCAGGUAAAGCAAACACAAGAAAUGGAAGAUAUGUUGACCGUGGUGGCAAAGGAUAGGAGUAAAGCUAUUGAUAUGCUUGAAUCUGCUAUUGAAAUGUAUGAGAGGCUCCUGGAGCUCAUCCUCAAAGAAGCCAAGAAAGGUACUAGCAAUGGUGGUGAGUAAGAGAAAGAUAGACAUGUAAGCUAAGUUAGUUAUCCAAACAUGAGUAAAGAAUA
Messenger RNA from Quercus robur (English oak), 1295 nucleotides. RefSeq names its product protein ROOT INITIATION DEFECTIVE 3-like. NCBI's taxonomy places the organism in Eukaryota, Viridiplantae, Streptophyta, Magnoliopsida, Fagales, Fagaceae. The record is from RefSeq and is a predicted model, not a curated record. The transcript has a single exon. Gene Ontology annotation, cellular component: nuclear pre-replicative complex. The coding region runs from base 1 to 1242 and encodes 413 amino acids. Gene Ontology annotation, molecular function: protein binding. Gene Ontology annotation, biological process: rRNA processing; DNA-templated DNA replication.